This is a messenger RNA of Lolium rigidum, 3302 nucleotides long. RefSeq lists its product as uncharacterized. Lineage: Eukaryota; Viridiplantae; Streptophyta; Magnoliopsida; Poales; Poaceae. The record is from RefSeq and is a predicted model, not a curated record. Gene Ontology annotation, cellular component: plasma membrane; cytosol; protein-containing complex. Bases 319 to 2643 code for a protein of 774 amino acids. Gene Ontology annotation, biological process: protein stabilization; cellular response to heat; proteolysis. Gene Ontology annotation, molecular function: cysteine-type peptidase activity; ATP-dependent protein folding chaperone; ATP hydrolysis activity. The transcript is spliced from 10 exons.
UGACUAACCCAACCCGGUACGGUACCCAGCCCGAACUAGCACUCCAACAACUAGCUACCAGUCUCUUUCUCUCGCCCCCUCUAAAAAAAAAACUAGCUACCAGUCUUCAUUUCCCCUUUCUUCUCCCAAGCUCGCCCGCUCCUCUCAAUCCCCUCCAGACGAAUCGAGUGGAGAAGAUCAAGAUCGACCAUGUCUGUCUCGCUACAAGUGACCAGAUUCAAGCCAGGAGACAUCUGUCCGCAACGGCCGAGUGCGCCUGCCGCAGGCAGUUUUCUGGUUUUCCGGAGGAGGCCCCAGUGCACGCAUGUACCUAGGUAGAUGCUCUUUCAAAUGUCAAGAUGGUUGCCAAGAAACAGAAGCAACAGCUCAGAAUUAGGGUUACCUACAUAUCUGCAUACUGCUUUUCACAAGUGUUUAGGUGUGGAACCUCAGAACAUCGAGACGGGACAACCAACCGUGUUGACACACAUUCUCUGUAAGGUUAUUAUAAUGCCACCUUACAUAAAGCGUGGUGGACGGAGUAAGCGAGAUGCAGUAGAUUGGAAAUGUGGUUCUUGCCACAGGGUGAAUCGUCCGACUAAACACCUUGUUUUUAAUUUGCCAAAGUUUAGAUGCAAGUGUGGCAAACAGUUUGAAAAGGAUUUUCAUAUUUGUUUGAGCGACAUCAAGGUAAACGGGCGUUUACUUAUAGGAGAUGUCCAUGAGCAGGAGGAGCCUGAUGAUGACUGUGUCGCAUAUGCUUUGGCGCACCAGUUGGAGAUCACAUUACGCAUGAAGGCACUACUGAAAAAGAGAGAUCCACUGAAAGUUAAGAAACUUUGCGGGCGCAAGCUCUUUGAAAUGUUUAAAAAGAGGUGCAAGGAUUACUUUCCGAAAAAGGGGUCUUCCAUAAAAAAACGUGCUUAUAUUAAACAGGUCCAUAUGGGCUUGAUACUCAAAGAAAAAGGGUUGACAAAUGAGGAUGGACAGGUUUGCAAGGUGUCAAAUGUCAGCACGAUUCCAGGGAAUGAUUUUGAAGGCAUUGCUAAAUCCAUAGCAGAGGGUGAUCCAUUGGUUUCGUCAUUUAACUGUGGUAAAAGACUCCGGAAUCUGAAAUACGGGCAAAUCUACAAGGCUUAUUUGAGGCCUCGAUACCGUGGAAAUAAAAGAAAGAGGUUAGCAGGCCAUGCAGUGUGCCUGAUUGGUGUUGGAAGGAAGAGAGGGAAGCCUUACUGCACAUUCUUAAACUCCUGGAAGGACUUCUGUGUGCGCCGUAAUAGGCGAGGGAAAAAGUAUAAGUGGGGAGUUGGGAGAAUAAGGGCCAGCGAUUUGAAAUGCAGUGCAAUUCGGCUGUCACGUUUCUCUGAACGAGGAGAUAGUCGGAGCUUGCAGCCGCAAGAAGGUACUGUGCUCAGUGAGCAUAAUCUGUUCCUUAUGGCAGCUUCGAUCCAUGAAGUCGAGAAUGAGCUUGAAAUCAAUGGCGAAGAGAGUGAUGAUGAAGGCGAGGCAUUGGAUACUAGCAUGCUUGGGAGCCUGACUGACAUGAGCGACCUGGAUGCUCAGCCAAAGCUUCUCAUCCACAUUGUCGCUGAGACCACAAACAAACUCGGUCUUACCAACAGUGGUGUCAGUCAGACCAAGUCAGACCUCAUGAAACUUGGUACAGUUGCAAGCUUUGUGAUGAAGGAGUUCAUGGAGAGACUGGCUGCUGGUGAUGUGUCCAUGCUUGGCCAGUUUGUUGCCAGCUAUCUUUCUCAGAGGGUUGUUGUGACUAUCAAACACAAUGACCGUUUGCAGUGUGUGUGGGAGUCUCAGGCUGGUGGGUUCUUUGCUGCCACAAAUAACACUGGAGCGCCCACCCUCAAAGUUUAUCAGUUAGCGUACCUUGAGGUGUUUCGCCUGAUCAACAAUUGGAAGCCUAUCUGGAUCAGGAAGCCAGAGGAUAACAACACGGAGUAUACUGCUUUGUACAAGAGCUUGACAAGUGACUGUGAGGAGCAUCUGGCAGUCAAGCACUUCUCUCUGGAAGUGCAACUUGAGUUCAAGGCUAUCCUCUUGGUCCGGAAGAGGCCCCCCUUCAGCAUCUUCGGCACCAGAAAGAAGCUCAACAACAUCAAGCUCUAUGUGCCCCUUGUCUUCAUGAUGAAUAACUGUGAGGAGCUGAUCCCAGAGUGGUUGAGAUUUGUCUUGGGCAUUGUUGACCCUGAGGAUCUGCCCCUUAACAUCUCCUGUCAGAUGCCCCAGCUGAACAAGAUCCUCAAGGUUGUUGGUAAUAACCUUGCCAACAUGUGCGAAGAGCUCUUACUUGAGAUUGUUGAGAACGAGGACCACAACAAGUUCUACGAGACUUUCUGCAACAACCUCCAGCUUGUUGUUCAUGACGAUUCCUCCAAUAGCAUGAAUAUUGUUGAGCUCCUGAGGUACUGCUCAAUCAAGAGUAGGGAUGACCUGACUAGCCUCAAGGAGUACGUGACCAGGAUGGAGGAGGGCCAGAACGACAUCUACAUCAGGGGUAAGAGCAAGAAGGCCGUGGAGAACUCUCCCUUCAGGCUGAAGAAGUGGAUCCAGGCGCUCUGCAAGGAGGUGUUUUGCAACAGUGCUGCGAAGGUCAUUGUGUCGGACCGGGGCGUCGGCUCGUUGUGCUCUUAUGACAGGCGAGUAUGACUGGACUUGAUGGCGAGGACCUGAGCAAGAAGACAAUGGAGAUCAACCCCGAGAGCGGCAUCAUGAGCUGUUCAAGCAUGCUGAUGUCAACAAGAACGACAAGUUGGUCAAGGACAUCGCGAUGGUGCUCUUCGAGACCUCGCUGCUCACCUCUUGAUGCAGGACGAUUGUGCCUAGGCACCACUGUUCCAUAUAAGGUGUACAGGGCACACGCCAGCCCAGGCGGCAGCCAACUCAGCUGUCAGCGAGGGAUCUUUAGUUAGAAGACGCUGACAACACAACAGGAUCUCGGUUGUUCUUUGUUGUUUACUGUCCGUAUCUUCAACAUGCAGUUGAUAGCCUACGGAGUCCCCCACUGCCUCCUGGUUAAAUUUUUGUCAUUUUACAAUUCAUCUCCUUGGUUCCUACUACUCCAGGGAAAGGGAUGGAAUAACCAGGGAUAUUACGGGUACGUUCCAGCAAAAUCCCCGUAGUACAGCAAAAUCAGUGAUACUGGUUCGUUAUUCCCAUGGAAAAGAAGAUAGUCUGUUUGGAUUUGGAUUGCCUCCAAAGCUGGCCUUAACAAUAUAUUGGUCAUGCCCACGAUAUUUGGCCACCGUUUGGAUUGGUACCAAUUUUUUUGAAAUGUGAAAUAAAAAUAACAUUUGAACUUGUUUGUU